GCAUAAAAUAUUAAUCAUUUAUUAUAAUUUUAUCAUAUUUACGCUGAUAAGGUGCAGGCUGUAAUAUUGCCAGAUCGUGCAAAUAGUGUUGCCCAUUGAAAGUAUAGCUCAACAUAACAAAAUACAGCCGGUGGGUCUAUUUUAACAGAUUGAAAUCCAAUUGAAGCACAAAUAAAUAACUAUUAUGAACGAUAUAAAGCGUUUGAAGGAACAGCAACGCGAGAAACAUCCCGGCUUCGACGGUUAUUUGGAUUGCAUGACCCGAGCUCUCUUUACGGGCUUGGCAUCGUUUUGCUUAGGAUUUGCAGGGACCUACUUCGUUCAAAAGGCAGUUCAAAGCAAAUUACGCUAUCCAGCUAAGUAUAACGUACUAUUUUCCUCAUUGGUAGCAACGGGCGUGGCAUAUCAAACCACAAGUACACGCACCAAAUCCUGUCAAGCUGCUUGGAUGGCAUUUGAGGACAAACACACGGUGCUCAAAGAAGAAACCUACUAACAAAAAAAUAUAUCAAAAAUUUA
Molecule: messenger RNA, 519 nt
Organism: Drosophila hydei
Lineage: Eukaryota; Metazoa; Arthropoda; Insecta; Diptera; Drosophilidae
Product: transmembrane protein 141
Exons: 2
Coding region: 185-496 (103 amino acids)
Source: RefSeq, a predicted model, not a curated record